Messenger RNA from Theobroma cacao (cacao), 2869 nucleotides. It is a transcript of the gene RPL, whose product is annotated as POX (plant homeobox) family protein. Gene Ontology annotation, molecular function: DNA binding. NCBI's taxonomy places the organism in Eukaryota, Viridiplantae, Streptophyta, Magnoliopsida, Malvales, Malvaceae. Gene Ontology annotation, biological process: regulation of DNA-templated transcription. The record is from RefSeq and is a predicted model, not a curated record.
UCUCGAAACCCUAUGAUCAACCAGACCUUUCUCAAUGGACAGAGAGAGAAAGACAGCAGAGGAAGUAAAUUAAAGAGAGAAAAAGAGGAAGUGUAACAAAGAUUUUGUUUGAGUUUGAGUUUGAGUGUUGUGAGUUUGAGUGUUGUGAGUUUGAGAGUGGGUUUUAGUUUGUUCGUGUAAGAGAAAGAAAAAAAGCAGAGAUAAAAAAAGGAUGCGUGAAGUGUGCACCCUAUACCCAAAACCUCAGGCUCUUGGAACGAAUCACUGCUAACCUGCGCCAGCUCUCUCCUUCUCUCUGCCAUGUUUUCAGCUUCAGAAGAGGAUCAUGAUAACCUUUCAUUUCAUCAUUCUUAAUAAACCCAAAUCUCUCUCUCUUUCACUGUUUUUUCUCUCUUUUUCGUAUUCAUGAUCGUCUCCCGUCUUCUGUACUAAUCAUUCCAUCUCUCUCUCUUUCUCUGUUUAAUUUUAGUUGGUGUAUCUCUGUGCUGGUACUCUUUUGACUCGUUUUUUAUUUUGUUUACCCUCUUAAAGUCUGUCAGUGUGUCUCUCUAGAGUUUUAGCUAGAGAGGUUUAAUAAUUUUUUUUUGUGGUGGCUAUGGCGGAGGGUUUUGAGCCCUACCAUGUCCCACAACAGAGCAGAAGAGAUAAGCUAAGAAUUGUGGCUCAAAACCACCCAGCUUGUGUUGAAGCAACGGCUGCUACUCUUUCAGGCUGCUCAGCUUUACUUCCUUUGUACGACCCUUCUCUUCUUUCUUCCGAUUUGUUAACUUGCGCUGCCAACGCUAGUGCUACUGCUGGUAGCCAUGACUUUCACCACCAAACCAACCACCUAUCAGCUUCUGCUUCUGGUAAAAACAGCCCCGUUUGUGUUGUUAAAGAGGAAGGUGUGAAUUUCAUGGGCUUUGUUGGUGGGAUCGUUAACGCUUCUUCUUCUUCUUCGACUUCUCAUCACCCUUAUUUGGAUCCACAAUCUUCUUUGCCCUUAAACCCUAGCUCGAUUCAAGAUAUGAAUAACAACCCUUUUCUUUAUACUCCGCAAAACCUUCAGAGCCUAAGAGAUUUUGACCAUUCUUAUAAUAAUGGUGGUGAAGUUGUGGUUUAUAAACCUGAAGCCUUGUCUUUGAAUCAUGAGUCUAGCACCACCGGUCAAGGCUUGUCUCUUUCUUUAUCUUCUCAUAACGCCCACCAAAACAAUCUUCCUUUGGAGCUAAAUCUGCAAAGAUUCGAGUCAGCUAUCUACAGUGACAAGGUUACCGCCAGUGGAUAUGUGGUUCCAGGCAUUGUUGGUGCAAGUGCUUCCACUUCGAAUGAGGUUUCCAGGAGCUCGGUCCCUCUCGGGCCUUUCACGGGUUAUGCUUCGAUUUUGAAGGAAUCGAGGUUUAUGAGGCCCGCACAACAGUUAUUAGAAGAGCUUUGCGAUGUGGGUAGGGGAAGUUACGCCGAAAAAAUUACUCCUGAUUCUUCUUUGAUGGAGCCUCCAUUGGAGAAUUUGAGUCCCGCUGGAAUUGUCGAUGAUCCUCUUGGUGGGGGUGAUGGUGGUGAGAGCAGAAGAAAGAAGUCAAGGCUAAUUUCGAUGCUUGACGAGGUUUACAAGAGGUACAAGCAAUACUAUCAACAGAUGCAAGCUGUUGUUGCAUCAUUUGAAUAUGUUGCCGGACUUGGCAAUGCAGCUCCAUAUGCGAAUUUGGCUUUGAAAGCCAUGUCUAAACAUUUCAGGUGCUUGAAAAGUGCAAUCACCAACCAGCUUCAGUUCACCAAUAAAGCUCAUGGUCAGAUAAGCCCCGGAAAAGAAGAAGGUCCAAGGUUUGGAAGCACUGACAGAAGUCUUUAUAGCCGGCCUGUUCAUAACGCUGGGUUCCUUGAGCACCAACCGGUGUGGCGGCCUCAACGAGGCCUUCCUGAGCGUGCUGUAACUGUACUUAGGGCAUGGCUAUUUGAGCACUUUCUACACCCUUAUCCAACUGACACAGACAAGCUGAUGUUGGCAAAACAAACCGGUCUAUCACGUAGCCAGGUGUCAAAUUGGUUUAUCAAUGCAAGAGUAAGGCUUUGGAAGCCUAUGGUGGAAGAAAUACACAUGCUAGAAACACGGCAAGCUCUAAAAGCUUCGCAAAAGGAGGACAGAAAUGCCAACAAGUCAAGUGAUCAUUUGUCCUCAGCAAACUCUCUCGCAUCUGAAAACCCAUCCACCUCCACCCAAAGGGUUCAAGAUACCCCAUCCAAGCGCACUAGAAGUGAACUUCCUGACAUACCCGUGGGAAGUGAACCACUCAACUUGUCGUACAACAGCUUGUCAAGCCACCCGCAUGUUGGUGUUGGUGUUAGCAUGGCUGGUGGAAGUGGUGGUGUUUCAUUAACACUUGGUCUUCAUCAGAAUAAUGGUAUCGGAUUAUCAGAGCCCUUCCCUAUAAAUGCAGCUCAGCGAUUCGGCCUCGGCCUCGAGGUAAGCAGCGAGGGAUAUGUCAUCGGCGGUUUUGAAGCACAGAAUCGGCAUUUUGGAAGGGAUGUUAUAGGAGGGCAGCUUUUGCAUGAUUUUGUUGGUUGAAAAAUGUUCAGAGGAAAAAAGCUUUCUGGUCAUUAUUUUAAUUGGAUAGUAUUAUACUAACAAAGUGUCACUAUAGAUGAGCCAAUAUUUAUUACCAGAAUGCAAAGCUGAAACAAGAGUAGUCCGAAAUGAUUGUCUUCUUUUACGGUGUAAGAUCUAUGCCCAUCAAAUUUGCAGUGUAUAUUUCCAUUUAGAAAUGUCGACCGACAUAGAGAUCGUUGGUGUAUAAUUCUUCUGUAAAUUUAUAAUUUACAUGAUAAAAAAUAUAUACAUUUUGAGGCCAUCAAAUCAAGGCUGGCCUUAGAAUGUGCUUUUGAGUGUGCA